Messenger RNA from Eimeria maxima, 354 nucleotides. Its product is annotated as ubiquitin-conjugating enzyme domain-containing protein, putative. Gene Ontology annotation, biological process: protein polyubiquitination. The record is from RefSeq and is a predicted model, not a curated record. Lineage: Eukaryota; Apicomplexa; Conoidasida; Eucoccidiorida; Eimeriidae. Gene Ontology annotation, cellular component: nucleus. The transcript has 4 exons. Gene Ontology annotation, molecular function: ubiquitin conjugating enzyme activity. Bases 1 to 354 code for a protein of 117 amino acids.
AUGGCGCUUAAACGUAUUAACAAGGAGCUCAAUGACCUAAGCAAGGACCCGCCUACAAAUUGUUCUGCGGGGCCUGUUGGAGAUGAUCUGUUUCAUUGGCAGGCCACGAUUAUGGGCCCUGAAGAUAGCCCUUAUACGGGCGGUGUUUUCUUCUUAAAUAUUCAUUUUCCCUCCGACUAUCCAUUUAAACCCCCAAAGGUGAACUUUACUACAAAGAUAUACCACCCUAAUAUUAAUGGCCAAGGGGCAAUCUGUUUAGAUAUAUUAAAGGACCAAUGGUCUCCUGCCUUGACCAUCAGCAAAGUAUUAUUAUCUAUCUCUUCUCUACUUACAGACCCCAAUCCAGGUAAUUAG